UCACAUGAUGAUGCCACCAAAUUUAAAAGAUAUUUGUAGGGUCAUAGCAAUGCAGACAGACCUUGGCAUAUUCAGCAGAAGAAAAGCUCCCUCUUUACCUGGCUGCUAUAAAUCAUAACGUGAUGGUUUCUGCUUCUCUCAAACUCUAUACCUGCCAGCAAACAGGAGAGGAGCAUGAGGAGGGAGAACCAGAGCAGCAUGUCUGAAUUCCUCCUUCUGGGGCUCCCCACUCAGCCAGAGAAGCAGGGCAUCUUAUUUGCCCUGUUCCUGGGCAUGUACCUGACUACAGUGCUGGGGAACCUGCUCAUCAUCCUGCUCAUCAGGCUGGACCCUCGCCUCCACACCCCCAUGUACUUCUUCCUCAGUCACCUGGCCCUCUCUGACAUCUCCUUUUCAUCUGUCACCAUCCCUAAGAUGCUGAAGAACAUGCAGACUCAAGAUCAAUCCAUUCCUUAUGCAGGGUGUAUAACACAAACAUAUUUCUUCAUGUUUUUUGGUUGCAUUGAUAACCUUCUUCUUGCAGUGAUGGCCUAUGACAGGUAUGUGGCCAUAUGUCACCCUCUCCAUUAUGCCAUCAUCAUGAGAGAGGAGCUGUGUCUGUGUCUGUUGGCUGGAUCCUGGCUCUUCUCCUGUGCCGCUGCACUGACCCACACCCUCCUCCUGGCUCAACUGUCCUUCUGUGCUGACAACAUCAUCCCCCACUUCUUCUGUGACCUUGCUGCCCUAGUCAAACUCUCCUGCUCAGACACAUCCCUCAAUGAGCUGCUCAUAUUCACUCUAGGGCCUGCUGUUGUCAUUUUUCCAUUGAGUGGCAUCCUGGUCUCUUACGGCCAUAUUGGGCUCUCCAUCCUGAAGGUACCCUCUAUGAAAGGGAUCUGCAAAGCCUUGUCCACCUGUGGCUCCCACCUCUCUGUGGUGUCUCUAUUCUAUGGAACAAUGAUGGCAGUGUACUUUUCCUCCUCAUCAGGCCAGUCCCAUGAUAAGGACAUCAUAGCUUCUGUGAUGUACACAGUGGUCACCCCAUGCUGA
Sus scrofa (pig) is the source of this 1029-nucleotide messenger RNA. Its product is annotated as olfactory receptor 1J4-like. The record is from RefSeq and is a predicted model, not a curated record. Gene Ontology annotation, cellular component: membrane. Gene Ontology annotation, biological process: G protein-coupled receptor signaling pathway. Lineage: Eukaryota; Metazoa; Chordata; Mammalia; Artiodactyla; Suidae. Gene Ontology annotation, molecular function: G protein-coupled receptor activity; olfactory receptor activity.